Molecule: messenger RNA, 2009 nt
Organism: Brachypodium distachyon (stiff brome)
Lineage: Eukaryota; Viridiplantae; Streptophyta; Magnoliopsida; Poales; Poaceae
Product: zinc finger protein CONSTANS-LIKE 9
Exons: 4
Coding region: 330-1511 (393 amino acids)
Molecular function (GO): zinc ion binding; protein binding
Source: RefSeq, a predicted model, not a curated record
CCAAAUUUAGUAAACAUGCAUGCAAAGUAUGCCAGGUAGUAACAAUUAGUAGUACAGCUAAUUAAGCUAACAGAUCGAAUAGGGCGGGGGAGUUAGUUAUGGAUGAGGGAUCCAAGUUGCUGGAGAGAUCCAUCACCGCAAACCGCCGCCGUUGAACGCCAACUAAAUCCCUCCACCCUCCGCCUAUUAAUUUACAUCCACCGGGCUGCACUCCGCCGCCGCUAGCUCCCUCGCCGGCCGCCCCGCCCCCGAUCGAGCUAGCGGCUGACCCUUUCGAUAGAUGAAGAGUUGCACCACCAGAUCUGAUCCGCACGAGCCGCCUGCCCGCCAUGGACGACCCCCGCCGCCACCACCACCUCGCCUACGGCGCCUGCAACAACUGCGCCGCCGAGCAAGCCGUCGUCUUCUGCGCCGCCGACGCCGCCAGGCUCUGCCUCGAGUGCGACGGCGCCGUGCACGCCGCCAGCGCGCUCGCCGCCAACCACUCCCGCGCGCCCCUCUGCGACUCCUGCUUCGCCGCCCCCGCCGCCGUCCGCUGCGCCCACGACACGGAGGACGGCGGCGGACAGUUCACCUUCUGCUUCGGCUGCGCCGGCCACCGCGCGCCGCCCGAGGGGUGGGCCGCCAGCUGCCCCGUCGCGCACUACACCGGCUGCCCCACCCCCGCCGACGUCCUCCGCCUCCUCUCCGUCGACGCGCCGCCCGCACAGGAGGACUUCGAUGCCUGGCUCGCAGACAAGCUGCCGCAGAUCCUACAAGACGUUGUCCAGGAUGGGUCGCAGAUUUGCGAAGGUGGGAGUACUGCCCCUAGUACUACUGCUACAAUUACAGGUGCAGAAAGAUCAUCAGGAGGAGGAGCAGGUGUUAAUGGCAGCAGCUUUGUUGGUCCUAAUUCUGAUCAUGAUUGGAAUAUCACCACCAAUACUGCUACUACUGGUACUGUUGGUCAUCAUGCAGCUGCUGCAGGAGGAGGAGCCAAUCAUAAUAAUUCACUCGCAUUUGAGCCAACACCGUCGUCAUCGGUCUGCCACAUUUUCUCAUCAUCAUCAUCAUAUUGUUCAUCAUCGUUGUCAUGCCUGCAGCAGCAGUCAGCCAUGGCGUCUGCUACUUCUCUCCUGCACUCCUUGGAUCCUCAAUUGCAGCUCCUCGACGGGGGGGCCGCAGCUGCGGCUGGCUGCAGCUUCGUCCUUCCUCCUGCUGUUGCUGGUGCUAAUUUCUUAACCAUAUCGCCACCACAAGCGCCGCCACCGGAUCAGAUCAACGGCGGCGAGGGAUCAUCGACGAUGUCGGGGGCUCAGCAGCAAGAUCCUACCACCAUGACGAAGAAGCGAGAGGAGAGGGACAGGGCCAAGCUCAGGUACAACGAGAAGAAGAAGAACAGAAAGUUUUGCAAGCAGAUCAUGUACGCAUCCCGUAAGGCGAGAGCCGACACGCGAAAGCGGGUGAAAGGAAGAUUCGCAAAGGCUACCAAUGAAAACCAGCACAUACUCCACUCGGCUGAUUCACCAUAAAUCCAUCCAUCCAUUCAUUCAAAACCAAAUUUCCACUUUCUUUCCUUUUCUUUUUGUUCCUGCUCAUACACACUGCAUAUAAAAACACAAAACCAAACAUACUCUCAUCUCAAAAACAUUCAUCCAUUCAUUCAAUUUUUGAUCGGUUUAUAAAAUGCUAGCUAGCUGGUCUCCCUUGCCUUGAGUACAGCAUACACAUUAUUCAUAUGCUUAGGUUAAUUAGCUAGAAUCUUCUCCACUUGACACAUACAUAUUUUCGUUUUGUGCGGAGAAGACACUGUUGCACCAUAUUUAGGCCUUCUUCUCUUUUCCCAUUUAGUUUGUUUUUCAUCUUUUGGCCUUUUUUCGUUUUGACACGAUUCCUUUUAGAGAGAUAUAGUUCUGGGUCGACUCUGUUAAAAAAAGGAGAAAUUGUAAUAAUUCCUAGCCCUUGUCAGCUAUAUAUAUACAUGGAUGAUCAUUUCUGGCAUGGGUGAAUAAAAUCAAGUUUUCUCUUUA